AUGCCGUUCGACACGGAGCUCACCCGCCGCCUAGGCAUCAGAAUCCCCGUCGUACAAGGCGGCAUGCAGCAUGUUGGCUACGCCGAAUUGGCUGCUGCCGUCUCCAAUGCGGGCGGCCUGGGCAUCCUGACCGCCUUGACCCAGCCAACUCCGGACGACCUCAGGAAGGAGAUCCGGAAGACCAAGACCAUGACCAAGUACCCCUUCGGCGUCAACAUCACCCUGCUGCCCGCCCUCGUCCCCCCGGACUAUGCCGCCUACGCCCAGGCCGUCAUUGACGAGGGUAUAAACAUUGUGGAAACGGCCGGCAACAGCCCCGGGCCAGUCAUCAAGAAACUCAAGGCCGCGGGUGUCAUUAUCCUCCACAAGUGUACCACCAUACGACACGCGCAGAGCGCCAUCAAGCUCGGCGUUGACUUCCUCUCGAUAGAUGGCUUCGAGUGUGCUGGACACGUGGGCGAGUCAGACAUCACCAACUUCAUUCUGCUGAGCCGUGCGCGCCAGUCGCUCAAGGUUCCGUUCAUCGCCUCGGGCGGAUUCGCCGACGGCCAGGGCCUGGCCGCUGCGUUGUGCCUCGGCGCCGAGGGCAUCAACAUGGGAACGCGCUUCAUGUGCACCGUUGAGGCCCCAAUCCACCGUAACAUCAAGGAGACCAUCGUCAAGGCCCAGGAGACCGACACGGCUCUGGUCAUGCGGAAGUGGACCAACACCACCCGUCUGUACAAGAACAAGGUCACAGACGAGGCCAUCAAAGUUGAGAAGGCAGCUACCGGCGACAAAUUCGACGACAUGGCGCCGCUCAUGAGCGGAAAGCGUGGCCGCGAAGUUUUCAUCAAUGGCGACCCAGACUACGGUGUUUGGACUGCCGGCCAGGUCAUUGGGCUCAUCCAUGAUAUUCCCACGUGCCACGAGCUGGUUACACGCAUCGAGAAGGAGGCGGAGGAGACUCUGACAGCCAAGCUGUCCUUGGCUUCAUCCAAGGCAAAGCUAUAA
Molecule: messenger RNA, 993 nt
Organism: Neoarthrinium moseri
Lineage: Eukaryota; Fungi; Ascomycota; Sordariomycetes; Amphisphaeriales; Apiosporaceae
Exons: 3
Coding region: 1-993 (330 amino acids)
Molecular function (GO): nitronate monooxygenase activity
Source: RefSeq, a predicted model, not a curated record